Messenger RNA from Aureobasidium subglaciale EXF-2481, 996 nucleotides. RefSeq lists its product as uncharacterized. The coding region runs from base 1 to 996 and encodes 331 amino acids. Lineage: Eukaryota; Fungi; Ascomycota; Dothideomycetes; Dothideales; Saccotheciaceae. The transcript has 4 exons. Gene Ontology annotation, molecular function: hydrolase activity. The record is from RefSeq and is a predicted model, not a curated record.
AUGGCAGACGACGAACUAGCAACCAGAGCACCCGAAAGUGACUUGGCCGAGGAUAGCGCCAUCCCCGGCGACUCGGCCGUCGACCAAGGUGCAAGUCUUGGAAAUGAACAAGCUCAAGUCCACGAAGCAGGACAAGCAACCUCAACCCCCCAAGUCCCCACCGGCGAAAUCACCAAAUUCAGCGACAUCGAAUGCUACAUUACGAAACCCGCCGACUACCCACACGCCCCCUGCAAACUCCUCCUCUUCCUAACCGGCGGCACCGGUAUCCAUGCCCCAGCCAACAAACUCCAAGCCGACGCCUACGCCGAGCAAGGUUACCUCGUCAUCAUGCCCGACCAAUUCAACAACGAUCCAGCUCCCAACUCGGUUUUCUCUGCUGCAGACAACCAGUCCAGUUUCCUCGAGCAGUUGAAACUUAGAGCUGCAGAGGUGGCAAAGAGCUUUAGGUUGGAUAUGUGGUUGGCGAGACAUACGCCUGCUUCGGUGCUGCCGAGGUUGGCCAAGGUGGUUGCUGCUGUGAGGGAUGAGUUUGCGGAUGCUGUCCAGGCUGGUGGUGGUGUGUAUUGUGUUGGUGUCAGUGUCGGUGGCAGACAUGCGUUGUUGCUCGCUAGCGAGUUGGGCGCUGAUGUCUUUGAGGGUCAAAAGGAGGUCAGUGAGGAGGCGGCUGGCAAGGUUGAGGAAGGCAUGAUUAGAAGGGGCCCAGCCGUCAAGGCUGCCGUUAUCCUUCACGGCGCUACUAUUGAGCGUGAGGACUUUGUGGCUGUCAAGUCUCCCAUUGCUUUGUUGUCUGUGGAUGAGGAUGCUCUAUUUGGCGAGGAGGUACGCGAAGCUGGAGUCAAAAGUAUGAAGGAGAAGGGCGUCGAGGUUACCGAAUGGACCUACCCUGGUGUUCCACAUGGCUUCGCAGUUGUGGGCGAGUAUCAAGACGAGGCCAUUAAGCAGGCUCAGAAGCAGGCCUUUGAGGCCGUCCUCGAGUGGUUGAAGGCUCAUUGA